Plasmodium relictum is the source of this 7857-nucleotide messenger RNA. Its product is annotated as conserved Plasmodium protein, unknown function. Gene Ontology annotation, molecular function: DNA-directed DNA polymerase activity. Bases 1 to 7857 code for a protein of 2618 amino acids. Gene Ontology annotation, biological process: error-prone translesion synthesis; double-strand break repair via homologous recombination. The transcript has a single exon. The record is from RefSeq and is a predicted model, not a curated record. Gene Ontology annotation, cellular component: nucleus; zeta DNA polymerase complex. NCBI's taxonomy places the organism in Eukaryota, Apicomplexa, Aconoidasida, Haemosporida, Plasmodiidae.
AUGGAAAUAUGUAAGGAGGAAUAUGAUUUUUUAAGUAUUGAUACAAUAUUAAGUAAAUAUGAUUUAUAUAUGAAUCAUAUAAUAAAAAAUGAUGAAAUUAGGAAGAUUAUUGAUAAAUUUAUAUUUCAAUAUAAUUCAUUUGAUGAAUGCGAAAAAAAAUUAUUAUAUAUUAUAAAAAAUUUUGAAAAUCUUACCUUCAAAAAAUUUCAAAGAUAUUAUUUAUUUAUAACUAAUAUAAUAAAAGAAAUCUGUCAUACAGAAUUUAUUGCAAUAAUUUAUAAUGAAAUAUUACAAGAGAAAAAUAUCAAAGAAAAUACAUUUUAUAUUGAAAGAAAUAACUAUAAUUAUGAAAAUAAAAUAAAAGCAGAUGAACAAUUUAAAAGUACUUGUGAAUCUAUUUAUAAAAAGUAUAUUUUGGUAAUUAUUAAAAUUUUAUAUUUUUCUUCAAAUCUUUCUUACAACUAUCAUAAAAAUUUAAUAAAUUCAUUAUCUUAUAUUUGCAUAUUAAUAUCGAAAUAUGAUACAUUUAUAUUACAAAAUGAAAAAAUUUCUGAGUUUAUAUAUAGAAUAUUUUGGCAUUAUUAUUCUAAAAAUUUUAAUAUAAUUAAUGAAAGUUAUUUUUCUUUUGAAGAAGAUGAAAGUUCAUCUUCUUGUGAUGAAUUGUUUAAUAAUGAAAAUUAUCUUACUUAUAUUGCUAUAAAUAAUUCAAAUGAAAAAAAAGCUCCAAAUAAUGAGAAGUGUACCUCUAUAGAAAAGGAAAAUAUUGAAAAAAAAAAAAAAAAAAAGGAAAGAAAAGUUAUAGAAAAAAUUAAUGAAACAAAAAAAGAAAAAUGUUUAAGAAAUAAAAAAAGUUGUGAACAUAAAGAUAAUAAUAGUAUUAUCAUAAACAAGAAUGAGGAUGCUAGUGAAAAAUAUGAAAAGAAAAAUAUAAGUAAGCUAAAUGAUAAGGAAUAUAAAAAUAGAAAAAGUAAAAAUGAUAUAUAUGGGCUUAAAGCAAAUAUAAGUAGUAGUUUAGAUAAAUGUGAUAACUUAAUAAAAAAUGAAAACGGUGAAAAAGUAAAUAAAAAAUUGCCUAUUUAUGCAAAUGAUAAAAAAAGAAAAAAAAUGGAAAAAGGAAGUACACAUAGUGAAAAUAUAAAUAAUGAAAAAGAAUUAAUUAACAAAAAUGAAAUUAACAUAAAAAAAAGCUUGAAUGAAGAAAAAAAUAUUCAAGAUGAUGAAAUAUUAGAGAACGAAAAAAAAAAAAAAAGGGUAGAUAAAACGAAAUCAUUAAGUUUAAGUACUGAAGAAGAUUUAGACGAAAUAGAAAAGAAUGAUAUUAUCCCCAUUAAGUCAGAUAUAAAAGAUGAAAAUGUUUUGUUUGUAAAUGUAAUUUUAAAUAUAUAUAUUAAUUUAUUUAAUUUAAAAAAUAAAAAAAAGUUUUUAUUUUAUCAUGAUAAUGAAAAUAAAUAUAAAGAAUUCUUAUUAGAUAAUGUUGAAAUUAUUAUUAAUCAAAUAAAAAAUAUGAUAAAUAAAAUUAAAAAUAACUUAUGUGUAUCCUUAAUUUAUUUUUUAAAAUUAAUUUUUUUAAUCUUUUCUUUUCUAAAUAAUUUAGCUAAAAAUAAUUUCAAGAACAGUUACACAAAUGAAUCAAAUAAAAAUAAAGAAUUGGAUGGAAUGUAUAUGAAAAAUACAAAUAAUGAUUGUAAUUCAAAUAUAAAAUAUUUUCAGAAUACUUUUUUGAAUUCAAAUAAUUCUAAAUUUUCUUUAAUUAAUAAUAAGAAAGAAGCAUAUAUCGAAGACAACAAAAUAAAAAUAGAAAAUUUGAAUAAUCGAUAUUCAUUAAGCAAUGAAAAUAUUUUAAUUAAGAACAAUAUUUAUAAUAAUAGUAAUAAUAAUAAUAAUAAUAAUAAUAAUAAUAAUAAUAAUAAUAAUAAUAAUAAUAAUAAUAAUAAUAAUAAUUGUGAUAACAUUUUAAACAAUAUGAACAAUGAAAAUGCUUUAAAUAAUAAUAAUUAUGUUUUUAAUAACAAUAAUGUUUUUUUUAGUAAUACCAAUAAUACAUGUAAUAACAAUAUGACUUUUUAUAGCAAUAUAAAUAGUAGCGAUAAUUUUUAUAAUAAUAACAUAAAUUAUAAUAAUAAUAACAUAAAUUUUAGCAUUAAUAAUAAUAAUAAUAAUACUUUUAAUUAUAAUAUAAAUAAUAGCGAUAUUGUAUUUAAUAAUAAUAUAGACAAUAAUCUUUUUUAUAAUAGUAAUUUUUAUAAAAGCAGUAACAAUAAUAUUAAUAAAAAUAGUCAGAGUAAUAACUUAUUCAAUAGCAAUAAUUAUAUUUUUAAUAGUAGUAGCAUUUUUUACAAUAAUAAUAAUCUUAUUAAUAGUUAUAAUUCUAAUAACGAUAUAUAUAUAAAUAAAGAUAGAUGUGAAAAUGACAUAUGGAAAUAUAAAAAUAUGAUUUCAAGUUAUGAUAAUUUAAAUAAUAAAAAAAAAAGUAUUUAUGAAAUAAUGGUAGAUAUAUUGAAUAGAAUUUACAAUAAAAACUUUUUAGAAAUAUUAGAUACUUUAUUGAAAUGUGUAGAAAAUAUUUUUAAAGAUGAAAAUAUUAUUGUUGUUAAUAAAAUAUUUUUUUGUAUGUUGAAAAGCUUAGAAUAUACAAAUGAAAUAAAUAAAUAUAAAAUAUAUACAUUUAUCAUAGCUAAAAUUGAUAAAUUUAUUAAAAGUAAAAGAUAUGAAUAUAAUAACUCUACACUAAAUAAUUAUAAUUGCUAUUUUUUGUUAAAUUUUAUAUUUAAUUUAUUUAAAAAUAAUAAAAAAAAAAAAAAAAAUGUAUGGUAUAUUCUAUUUGAAAUACAUAUGAAUAAAAUUAAAAGAAGGAUGAAUAUAAAAAAUAAUAAUUUAAAAAAUGAUCUACAUAAUAAAAUAAAUAAUGAAUAUUUUAAAAAUAAAAAUAAAGAUUUCAAUAAUAAAAUUGUAAUUUCUACCUUAAUAAGAAACAACGAUAAGAUUCAACCAGAAACUCAUGAAGAUAUAAAAAGGAAUUGCUCAAAAGAAAAAGAAAAUGAUAUAAAGUUAAAUGAUACGAACAAUUUUUUACUAAACAAUAUUAUAAAUUUUUUACUGGAAUGUUGCAUCAGUAAGGGUUGUGUUAUUAGAUUUAUGAGCAUACGAAUAUUUUAUAUGAUGACUAAAUUAUUUUUAUUAUUCAUAAAAAAUAAAAUAUUUGAGUACGAAGAAGAAAUAUUAAAAAAUUACAUAAUAAAAUCAAUUUAUCAAAAUUUUUUUUUAUGCGUCUUUAAUAUUUUGAAAGAACCAGACACAAACAUAUAUAUCUAUGUUAAAUUUCGUAAUUUGUGUUUGAACUUAUUAUAUUUAUGUGCAAAAAUACUAUCAUCUAAUUUUCUUAAUGAAUUUUAUGAAAAAGUUAUUUAUAAUAAUAUCGUUUUGGUUGAUUUAUUUUAUAAAAAUAAGGAAUGUUAUCCAAGUGAAAAAGCUGAAUAUGAUAAAAAUUUAAAACAUAUAUGUAUGUUAUUUAUAAAAAAUUCUAAAGAUCUUUAUUUAUUUUCAUCAGUAGUGUUAUUUAAAAGAUGCAGAAAUACUGCUAAUUUCAAAAUUUUUAAGAUCAUUUUAAAAAUAUCAUUAGAUGAAAUUAAUAUAAUAUUAAAUAAUUUAAUUUUAAAAAAUAAGGAGCGUUUGAAUUUUGCAGAAAAUGAUAAUAAUAAUAAUAAAAAUUAUUAUAGCAUAAAUAUAAAUGAAUCUAAUAAUUUAAAAAAAAGAAAAGAAAAUAAUAAAAUUGAAAAACUUAGUGUUAAAAAUAUAAACAUAAAUGAUUUUUUUAGUAAGGAUUCACAAAUAAAACUUAUGUUAAAUAAUAAAAACGAAGAAGAAUUAAAGGAAGAAAUUUAUAAGAAUUUCUUUUUUAUAAAUGUUUUCUAUUUUUCAGAGUUAAAAGAGUUAAAUUCUUACAACAAUACAUAUAUUUAUUAUAUAUUUAAUUGUAUUUUUUGUUUCUUAAAUAUAUAUAUUAAUCGAUUUAUUUUUUUUUCAUCCUUUAUUAAAAGUGAACAUAAUAACCUAGAUAACUAUUUUUAUUCAGAUUCCUAUAAUAAUAGUGAAGAAAAAAAUAAUUUGAAUUCUAUAAAAAAUGUGAAAGAUUUUAUUUCAGAGUUAUUAUCUUUAUUAAGAAAUUAUUUUAUUAUUAUAACAAUAAUUGAGGAACAUUUAAUCAACAUAAACAUUGAACUAUUUCUAAAAAAGAAAACAAAAAAAAAGGAACUGUUAAAUUUAAAAAAUUUUAAAAAAUUAAUUAUACUUGAAUUACGAAGAUUUUAUUAUAUCUUUAUAAAAUUAUUAAAAGUACUAUUUUUAUUAAGUAAAGAAAAUGAUUAUACUAUAACUCCAUUUGAAUUCUUUUUUUUCAAAUUGAUACAGUCAUUGGAUAAUCAGUUAAUUGAUAUAUAUACAAAAAGAUAUAUUCUUAAAUUUUUAAAAUAUUUUACUUUUAAUGAAAAAUUUAAAGAUAUCAUAGUAAAUAAAAUUAAUGAUUUUCAUUCUAAAUUAAAAAGUAGAAAAAAAAAAAUUUCUGAUGCCUUUUUAAAAAAAGAUAAUAAAAAAAAUGAAUGUCAAAUCAAAAAAAAUGAUACUCACGAUAACGAAAGUAUACUUACAAAAAAUGAAGAUAUAAAAGUAGGUGAAACAAUUUCCUUAAAUGAUGAGCAUGCUUUAUUACACACAAUUGAAAAUGAUAAAAAAAAUAUUUAUAGAAAAAAAAAUAAUAAAAAAAACAAUGAUAAAAAUGAAAUUUCUAUAAAUAAAAAGGCUUUAAAAGAGGAAAAUGAUAAGAGUAACAAUGUAACGAAUAAAAAUGAAAAUAAUAAUUUUACAUGCUUUACAGAAAAUGAAAAAUGUUUAGAAAAAGAAAAAGAAAUGUGUAUUAAGAAUAAGGAAAAUUAUAUAAAUUUAGAUAAGAGAAACUGUAAUGAAGAAGGGCAUGAUAAAUGUAAUGAUUAUUUAGAUUUAAAAAAUAUAAAAAAAAAUAAGGUAAAUAAAAUAAAGAAUAAAAUAGAAAUAAAAACUAAUAAAUACCAUAAUAUAUGCAGUAAAAUAGACGAAAUGAAUAAGCAAAACUCUGAAAAAAAUGUAAUUAAUAAGAUAUCUGAAAACUUAUUAAAUUUAAAUAGAAUAUCUAAUGAUAACACUGAAAUGGCAACCGAAAAAAUUAAAUACUCAAAUAAAAGUAUAAAUAAAAAAGAAAAUAAUAUUAAUGAUACGAUAGAAAAUCAAUAUGAAAAAAAAAAAAAAAAUAAGAAAAGGGAUCAUGAUGAAAUUAUUAAAGUAGAAAAAAAAGAUACGGAUAAAAUAUUUAGAGAAGUUGAAGCAAAUGAAAUAACUGAAGAAAAAGAAAUGGUUGAGAAAGUGGUAGAUAUAAGUAAAAAUAUAAAAUUAAGAAAAAUAAAGGAAGAAAAAAAUUUAAAACAUAUAGGUGAAAAAGAUUCUUUUAAAAUUUCAUUAAAUUAUCAUAAAAUAAUAAAUGAAUUAGAUAAAUUAAACUUUAACAAAAAAUAUAACAUAAACAACUACAAAGAAUAUAAAUUAGAAAAAAUUUUUUACAAAGGUGUUGAACUGUUUUUAUUAAGUGUAUUCGUCUUUGAAAAAGAUAAAAAUUUAAAUGAUAUAGAUACUUUUAUAGAAAAUUAUGAUAAAAUAAAUGAAUUGAUUGACUUUUGCAAAAUGUUCAACAUAGAAAAAGGAUUAGAAAAAAUACUUAAAUAUUUAUUUUAUUAUUUAAAAGAAGUGAAAAAAAAAAACAUAUCUAAUAUGAUAAAACUAAUUAUAAAUUCAUUUUUGUACAUACCCCUCUAUAAAAAUUCGGAAAUACCCUUUCUUUUUAUAUCAUUUUGUUCUAUAUUCAUGAAUAACAAAAAUACAUAUAUAAAUAAAAUAAUUAUUCAUAACUUUUUGAUUAUUUGCUCUACUUAUGUAGAAAUAUUGAAAAAGAAAAAUUCUAACGUAAAAAAUAAUAUUUUAUUGAAAGAUAUUAACAAUGAAACUGAUAAAGAUGUAAAUAAAAUAGUAGGAGAUGAAUGUAAUGAACUUACUUUUUUCAAUUUAGAUGAUACUGUUAAAAAUAAUAUAAUUGAAGAUAUAAAAAGCAAUAAAAAAUAUAUAAUAAAUAGUGAAAAAAAUGAUGUAGAUAAUAAUAUAAAGAUAAGUGAUAAUCAAAAUAUUCAGAGAGAAAAUAAAAAGCAUUCUGAUAAAUCUUUAAGAAGAAAAAAAAUAAGUAAAACAAGUUUAAUUAUUGAAGACUUAAAAAAAAAAGAAGAGAAUAAGGAAUUAGAAAAUGUAAAUAAUAAUAAUAAUAAUUUGCAAAAUUAUAUAAUAAAUAAUGAGAAUAAAUUCUUAAAUCCGUUAAAUAUUUAUUCUAAUGAAUAUUCUAAAUUAGAAGAGUCAAUUUUACUUAAUAAGAGCAGAGAAAAAGACUUAGAAGAUAAUUUAUUUUUGCAUUUAAUUAACUUUUAUAUAAAUUUUUUGUGCUCUUUUUACUUUUAUUAUUUAACAUUUUAUGAAAAUAACUUUAUUAUACUCAAAAAUAUUAUAUUUAUAGGAAUAAAUAGAGUAUUACAAAAGAAAACAAAUAAAAAACUAUCGUGUUUUAUUUUAUCAUUAUUUUACAUAUUAAUUUGUCUUUUAUUAAAAGUAAAAACAAAAGAAGAAUUUAUACUAACUUUAAGUUACGAAAAAAUACACAGAAAAGAAGAUGGAAAAAAAAAAAUGUACAAAAAUUCAGAUCAAUUAAAUAAGAAUAAUAUAAAAAAAAAAAACAAAUUAAAUAUAAAAGAUAUGAAAACGUUUUUAGUCAAAUAUUUAAUUAAUUUAAUUGAUGAAAAUAAAUAUAAAAAUAUAGAUUUUAUUAAUAAGAAAAAAUUUAGUAAAAAUAUAAAAAAAAUUUUAAGUGUAAAAAGUUAUGAAGAUUUAGAAGAUUAUAAUUAUUACCCAUAUAAGUAUUAUAAAAAUAAAAUGGAUAAGAAUAUAGAUAAGAUGUUUCUCAUACAAAAAAAGAAAAAAAUUAUGAUAGUUUCUUCUUUUGAUACAAAAAAAAAUUUAAAAAAAUUAAACUAUUUUUCUAGUAAUUUUUUUAACAAAUUUAUAUAUACUCUGUUAUCAUCGUCACUGUUAUUUGAAAAAGAAAAUGAGUUAUUAAUAAAUGAUCAAUUUAAGAAAGAUAUAAAAGAUAAAAAUUAUUCAAAAUAUAAUUUAUUAGAUUAUAUUAUUUAUUGUUGUUUUUAUAUAAUAUUUUGUAAAAUUAAAUUAAUUAAAACAAUGAAAAUUUUUUAUAAAAUGAACGAAAAAUACAUCAAAAAAAAUUUUGAAAUAAUAAAAAUGAACUCAUAUAUAUAUAAUAAAAAAAAGUAUUCCUUACUACAAUUUCACUUAUGUAUUGAGAUUCUUAAUUUAAUAUUUAGUAAUAUUAAAUUUCUACCAUUUAGUUCAAUUAAGUUAAUUUUUGAUAUAUUUUUAAACAAAAUUUUUUUAUCAUUAAUUGUAGAUAAAAAGGAUAAAAAUAUAAACAAUUUUCAAAAUUUAUUUUACAACUUUUUUUUUGUUACUUUUUAUUCACAAACACAGAAAUUUAUAUUAUUGCCUCAUUUUAUUUAUCAAUAUCAAAGAACACUUCACCUUUUACAUUUAUUAUCUAAUUCAUCAGUUUGUAAAAAGAAAAAUUUUUUUAAUAAUUCUUUUGUUUUAGAAAUUAUAAAAAAUUGUUUUCCACAGACAGAUUUAAAUUUCAGUAACUCAUAUGAAAAUAAAAAGAGUGACGAGAAGAAAUUAACUGAAGCAUCUCAAAGAUUGUUAAGAAGUAAAAAAAAAAAUUUGAAUUAA